Messenger RNA from Papilio polytes (common Mormon), 3980 nucleotides. RefSeq names its product bromodomain-containing protein 4B. The transcript has 3 exons. The record is from RefSeq and is a predicted model, not a curated record. NCBI's taxonomy places the organism in Eukaryota, Metazoa, Arthropoda, Insecta, Lepidoptera, Papilionidae. The coding region runs from base 98 to 3850 and encodes 1250 amino acids.
AGCCUUCGCCUCAGUUGUGAGGAACGCGCGCUCGCCCGCGCCUGUGCUUUGUGGUUCAACUUUUUUUUAUUCACAUCCUGUGCAGUGUUCGGAUACAAUGAGGCUAAUCUUUUGGGUUACAGCCUUGGCUGUGCUCAGCGUGACUUGUGCCAAAAACUCGACAGCGAAAACAAAACCGAAACGACAACUCGAAAAUAUACGAACUCCGCAAAAUCUACAGUACUCUUUAGUGCUCCCGCACUCUAGAGUACAACAUUUCCGCUCUACGUCAAGCAACAGAAGAAUUUCAAAUGUACCCAGAGGGAAACUGCCGCCAUACGCGGUACAAAUGGAACCCGUUGUUCAAUAUUCACAAAAAGAUCCUCUGUACGACCCGAAUCUUAGUAACCUAGAUGAGGUCGUUGGUAACAAGAACGAAAUACACGCACAACCUAAAAUUCUCAAUAUUCACGAUCAAUCUCCCGAAGGUUCAUUUGGUCCACCUUAUGGUGCGCUACCGACCGCCCCGCUCUACAGCUACGAGCCCCAGCCUCAUUACAUUGAAGCACCUGAACCUAUCAUCGAAAUCAUCAUUAAGGAAUCCAAUGAAUCUUUGCCAGCGCCGCCACCACAACCCAUACUAAAGAAAAAGAAAGAACCAGUUCAAGUGUUUUAUGUAAAAUAUAGCAAGGACCCGCACUCCGAAGAUAAAGUAGUUUAUGAAAAACCUAUUCCAGCCAUCACCCCACCUUCGAACCAUGAAGAUGAUAGUCACGAUGAUUACAUUACUGUGACCCCUGAACCUCUGUAUUUACCAACUCAAACAACGACUUUGAGAGCGAUAAUAAAACCAGAAUCCGAAGUUUAUCAUAGCGACAGCAGUGUUAAAGUAACGUUUGGUAAUGAGAACCAUCAUCAUUACAGCAGCCGCGAAGACAAUGGACCUCACGAACAUCACGAGGAAACUGCUCCGAGGCCAGCAAUCGCUUUACCUAAUGCCCAUCCGAGUGCACAAACCUACGAACAUUCCGCGUCUCCGCAACCACAGUACCACGACUCCAGUAGUCGCUCUAUCUCGCAUUCCAGUCCAUUAGCAGAUCAUUCAUCACAAACGUACAGGUCUGCUUCUCAACAUGCCCAAAGUCGGAUUCAAUUCCAGCAAAGUUUCUUAUCUAAUGACUAUCAAUUGCCAAGACAGGGGCCAUCGGUUGCGCCAUUUAGGUCACAGCCUCAAUCAACCAGGCAGAGUCCAUUUCCUCCAUCACCUUCAGUAAGCUCAUAUUCAGGUUUUCCUAGUGCUUCUCCAAGUUCUCACUUUGCCAAUGUUGCUCCAACUGUUCCCGGUCCAAUCAGUCCCGCCUUCCCAACGACAUUUUCAAGACCAAGCAAUCUACCUUCUUUCCACGCUCGUCCAAGCAGCCCACCCGCGUUCGCUUCGAGACCACAUUUCAGUGGUCCACCGAGAACAAGUUUUCAUUCUGGUCCACAAAGACCAUUCCAUCAACAGCAACCACAACCCCAAACAUAUUUCGAUGAACCUAAAUAUUUACAAGAAAAUUAUCACACCAUUACAACAGAACAAGUGGAACCACCUAAAGUUCAGUUGUUGCCGACUAGGCAAGCACAAACCUUUAAUCCGAAGCCAAGUCCUAGUACCUCUUCCGCGCACUUCUCAGAAAGUAGACCACAAUUGAUUCCUUACAAUCAACAACUACCCACGCAGCAGAGACCGUCUCAACAUUUUGACUCUGGCUUAAAUAGUCCUUCAUUUUCUGUUUCCCCUAGUAGACCACCUUUCUAUAACUUAAAACCUUCUCCUCCUCAUAUUGAAAAUAACCGAGUUCCUUUCCAGUCUUCCCAGCAACAAACUCAACAAUUUAGUUUUCAUCAAGGAGCUCAACCAGUUGUUAGACCAACUCUUCAAUCUCCAACACAGCAUAGUUCAUUUUCGAGUCAUAUUUCUCCUUCGCCAUCUCCUAUUCCCCACAAUCAAUUCCUUCCACAACCGUCGUCACCACCACUAUUCAGUUUCCACCCCCAACCAUCACCAACACCCAGUCAACAGCAUAGUUUUCAUCAGCAACCUCUAAAUCACUACCAGCAUUCGCAAACUCAAACAGAGAGACCUCCUUCGGGACAUCAAACUAUUUUCCAAAGUCAAACAAGUCUUGAUCACCAACAAAACAUUGGCCAGUUUGUUCCAAAAGACGGUGAGCUUGUGCCUUCCAUAUCUAAGUAUGAACAGCACAUAACAGUCGAUGGCCGCGAUUCGCGGAAUAACUUUGAAGGUUUGAAUGACAACAAACAACCAGCACCGACAUCCAUAACUCCACAGCAGCAAUUUUAUCAACAACAACAGCAACAACAUCGGCAUCAACAACAACAAGAACAAAAACAAAAAGAAGAGCAAGAAAAACAACAGCAACAACAAGCUUUUGAUGCUGAACAAGAACAAGUAAGACAACAAUUAGCACAAAAUGUUAGAAAACAACAGGAAGAAAUACAGCGACUACAGGGACAACUGCUGUAUAAUCAACAAUUACACCACCAACAACAACAGCAGCAACAAACUAAACAAUUUGAACAGAAUCAAUAUAAUCAGUACAACAAUUAUGAUCAACAAGAAAGAUCCAGAGCUCAACCAUCAUUUGUAUCUAGUACUCAAGCUCCUUUCUACCAGUCAACUUCUAGAACUGUUGAAAUUAAGCCAACGACUCCAAAGUAUGUUUCUUCAACUUCAAAUUCCUUACCAUCAACUCCAGAACCGAAAAAAGAGGAGAAGAAGAAGAAGCCAACGAUAGAACUUCCUGAUGAAGUGCCAGAUGAUCUUCGUCAACAAUUGCUUUCUUCUGGAAUUCUAGACAAUGCUGAUAUAAGCGUAUUAGAUUACGACAAAGUGGGAGAAACGCCAUUAGAAUCUCUUCCUCCAGAUCAAUUAGCAAAUUUCUUCAGCGCCGGAGGUGGUCAGCAAAUUGCGGCGAGCGAUCACAAUCCAGUCAUAGUUAAACCCAACGGUGAUCAGAUUGAAUCAAGAAUUGAUGAAAACUUCGAUGAAGAUGAUCAGGAUAUUGCCGCAUCAGAAAACAUGGCGACAUACGUAUCCCCACCAUCAGCUUCACCUCAAGCAGUUGAUAUGAAAGUUGUACAGUUCGAUCCUAACACACCAGAAGGUAAAAAUAUAGCAAAAGAUUAUGUGAAAGAGGAUGCGACUCAGGUAGAUCCAGUGGCGCUUAACGAUAAAAAAUAUAACAGAUAUUUGCCUUUGAAAGUUAAGGGAAAUCAAUUUCCUCUGCCUGAUAUUCUAAAAGGUAGAAAGAUAACGUCGGUUGUUGUAUUAGCGCCAGUACAAACAGAGGAAUUAAGUACCGAACACAGUAGAGCUGAACGAGCAACAACUAACAGCUUGAAAGGCAUCAAAUUCGUUGCCGGUGAUAGUUUGCAAGAUUUGCUAAAGAAACCAACAACAGAUAAUUUCAAUAAAUGGCUCGAUAUUGAAAAGAAAACAGCAACAGAUCAACAAUCCGUUAUUCUUCUAGUUACAGAAAACGACGAACCAGCUGAAGACAAAGAAAUAUUCAUGUACGAUAUUUCAUCAGGCAACGUUAGCAAACUUAGCGGGGAACUGUCAAAUGCUUUCGUCGAAGCAGCAGAGAAUAAUUCAUUAAGUAAAGACAUCGAAAAACUGGCCAUCGAAGGUGAUGGGACGCCAGAAAACUUCGACAAAGAAAAAGAUCCUGAAGCUGAAGGUUCAGAGAACGUGCCAUUAUUUGUAGAUUUAUCAGGUAUUAGUUUAGAUCAGGAAGACAGUAAAGUAUCAAUUACUUCAGGUUAUAGUAAAACAAAGCUCGGCAGAUCACUGAGAAGACAAUGAAACAGUUAAUCGAUUGACGUUUGUAAAUAGUAUAGUGUUAGUGUUACUAAAUUAAAACGACGUGAUGUUAGUCGUUACGAUUUGUAUGAAAGUGAUAAUCGGGUUGUAUAAUAUAAAAUAUUUUUUUUUA